AUGGGCGACUCUGCCGACAUCAACCUGGACAAUAUCAUCGAGAGACUGCUCGAAGUUAGAGGGUCGCGCCCUGGGAAGCAAGUGCAAUUGGCAGAGCAUGAAAUCAAGUUCCUUUGCAACGAGGCCCGCGAGGUUUUUAUCAACCAGCCCAUCCUGCUCGAACUGGAGGCCCCAAUAAAGAUCUGUGGCGACAUCCAUGGACAGUAUUACGAUUUGCUUCGUCUCUUUGAGUAUGGAGGGUUUCCACCAGAGGCGAACUAUCUCUUCCUAGGCGACUACGUCGAUCGAGGCAAGCAGUCCCUGGAGACCAUCUGCUUGUUACUUGCCUACAAGAUCAAGUACCCAGAGAACUUCUUCAUCCUCCGCGGGAACCACGAGUGUGCUAGCAUCAACAGGAUUUAUGGAUUUUACGAUGAAUGCAAGCGCCGAUACAACAUCAAGCUGUGGAAGACCUUUACAGACUGCUUUAACUGCCUCCCUGUGGCGGCCAUUAUCGACGAAAAGAUCUUUACCAUGCACGGAGGACUCUCGCCCGACCUGUUGAACAUGGAGCAGAUCCGGCGAGUGAUGCGACCCACAGAUGUUCCUGACACUGGUCUGCUCUGCGAUCUGCUCUGGUCUGAUCCGGACAAGGACAUCACAGGAUGGAGCGAGAAUGACCGCGGAGUGUCGUUUACGUUCGGACCGGAUGUGGUGACAAGAUUCUUGCAGAAACACGACAUGGAUCUGAUCUGUCGUGCCCACCAGGUUGUUGAGGAUGGAUAUGAGUUCUUUGCGAAGCGCCAGUUGGUCACACUGUUCUCGGCUCCGAACUAUUGUGGCGAGUUUGACAAUGCGGGAGCAAUGAUGAGCGUCGAUGAGACCCUGAUGUGUUCUUUCCAGAUCCUGAAACCGGCCGAGAAGAAACAAAAGUACUCGUACGGCGGAGGACUAGGGUCAGGACGGCCAGUAACACCACCAAGAGGAAAGAAAAAGAAGGAGAUGGCCAAGGUCACGUAA
Messenger RNA from Gamsiella multidivaricata, 999 nucleotides. Its product is annotated as Serine/threonine protein phosphatase PP1. Bases 1 to 999 code for a protein of 332 amino acids. Gene Ontology annotation, molecular function: protein serine/threonine phosphatase activity. Lineage: Eukaryota; Fungi; Mortierellomycota; Mortierellomycetes; Mortierellales; Mortierellaceae. The record is from RefSeq and is a predicted model, not a curated record. The transcript is spliced from 5 exons. Gene Ontology annotation, cellular component: cytoplasm; nucleus.